AUGGACACGUCUCUCGACUUCUUCACCCGCGGGGAAGCAUCCUCGCCGCCCCCAGACUGGCGCACUUUGCCUGAGAUUCCUCUACCAGAUGAACUCAUGGCCAUCGACUGCCCCAUUCUUCCGCUGAACGAUUUUGAGGAAAGACAUCAAUUGCAGGAUCAGUACCUGGAGACCCAAUUCCGGCUUCACAGAUACGAGGCGACAGAACCUUUGCGGCGGGCCAUAAAAGCAUACCGUAUGAGCUUUAAAACAAGUGCAGACACUAGUGACCUUGAGUUAGAGUCGGCCAACUUGUACUCAAGCGUGUUUGUCACUGGGUACGCUCUUAGUCACGAAGGAGCCGCCCAGCGAUUGGUCCUAGGGAAAUCGACCUUGCCAAUGCCUGAAAUUGACCAAGAGAAAGAGUCAGAAGAGCCAGAAGACGUCAAGAUUUUGAUUCCUGGUACUUUGGUGGCAGCUUCGACUGAUCACUUCCAAACCACCUGUUACAUCGGGACGGUGGCUGGAAACAAUGUGCUCGAAGAUCCUCCCUUUGUCGAUGUCUUCUGGGCGAGGCAAAGUGACAUGGUGACGGAUCCGACAGUUGAGUUGGUUAUGUUGGAGCCAACUAGUGGUUAUUUUGAGUCUUUGAAGUACACCAUGACUGGGUUACAGUCUAAUUCAAACAUCAGCUUCCUCUUGAGAGCUUACCUCUUUGAGCCGAAACCGGCUUCGGUACCGCCUCCUCAGUAUCUCAAUGAGACCCCAGAAGGCCAGCCUGUCAUCCCCUCUGUAUUCAAUAGUCUUGACGAAUCCCAACGCAACGCAUUCGCGGAAGCGACAUGUCGAGAAGUGGCCGUAAUACAGGGCCCUCCCGGUACCGGGAAAACUUUUACCUCUAAUGCUGUUUUACAGAGCUUGGUUGAAACCCAAAGACUAUGUAAUGCCGCUCAGCCAGACCCCGGCCCCAAAAUCCCGAUCAUUGUUGUUGCGCAGACAAAUAACGCCCUGGACCAGCUGUUGAGGAAAUUCGUGCAUUCAACAGGCACGAAGUCGAUAGCUCGUCUUGGUGGACGGGGCAGUGCCGACAUGAAAGAAUACACAUUGAUGGUCUCUUUGAAAGACAUGCUUACUCAAGAUUCCGCUGAUAUAAGCGCAGAAAUCCUCAAGGAACAUGGGCUGCUCAGCGAGAGCCAGUACGCUUCCAUCACGGAUGAUGACUGGGAGGACAGUGCAGGGGCUGGAGAUAGCGCAAGCGACCUCUAUGAUAUCAGACCAGAGGACAGGCUCUGUGUGUAUAAGCAUUUGCAGGCCAGGCUAUACGCGAAGCAAAACCUGCAGGAGUCUAUAGCCUACGAGCUUGCAUCAUAUGCUAGCACAUGUAACUCGAUACGCAUGGCCAGAACGGAAGCCCGGAUUGCAUCCAUGCAGGACCGGGGAAUAGAAGUCAUUGGAUGCACCACGACUGGCUUGUUGAAAUUUCGCGACAUUAUCUCUGGGCUUCGACCCCGGAUUCUCCUGAUGGAGGAAGCAGCCGAGGUCCGAGAGGCGGAUACUAUUGCAGCCGCUCUAUGUUUGCCAAGCUUGGAGCAUUUCAUUCUAAUAGGCGACCAUCAGCAGUUGCAGCCCCAUGCCAACAUGGACGAGUUGUCCAGAGCUCCAUACCGGAUUAAUAUUUCCAUGUUUGAGCGGCUAAUCAAGCUGGGCAUUCCACACAAAACGCUUUUACAGCAGAGGCGAAUGAUUCCACGGUUAAGGAAAAUUGUGCAAAUAUUCUAUCCCGAGUUGACGGAUUACUCGCCAGUUGUGUCGAAGCUCGGCCAAAAUGUUGCGGGCAUGACGAAGCCGCUGUGGUGGUUCAGACAUGACUGGCACGAGUCGCCCGCUGGCGGAGCGAGAGGCGUGUCUGUCGCCAAUUACAAAGAGGCCAGGAUGAUUGUUUCUUUUGUGCAAUAUCUCAUAGGCCAGGGAAUCCAACCGAGCCGAAUAACGAUGCUAACAUAUUACAAGGGCCAAGUCGCCGUGCUCGAAAGAGAGCUUGAAAAUUGUCCAAGUCUGGCGGCUCUCAAAUCGAAGGAAGCUGAAGGGGGAGGAAAUGAUUUGUCCGUCAGAACUGUAGACGGCUUCCAAGGUGAAGAAAACGACAUCAUCAUCUUGUCCCUGGUGCGAGGGCCAAACGGAAAACCUGGCUUCUUGACGUCGGAGAAUCGAGCGAUUGUCGCGUUGAGCCGCGCUAGGCUUGGGUUGUAUAUUUUCGGGAAUCAGGAAGUUCUCCUGGAAAGCCCUCGGGGCGAAGAGACUUGGUCCACCGUGCUGCGGGAGAUGGCUGGAAACACUGGGAAAACAAUGCCCUUGAAAUUGAAGGACCAGACAUUUGAGGUUGGCAGUCCCGAAGACUUGCAGAAGAUGAUGAGCAAAGACAAGAGAGCUUCGCAGCACAGCAAGACGUCGCCGAGAAAAUCGAGGCCGGGAAGAGAAUCGGCAGAGAGGAACAGGUCGGAAAACAAGCCCUGCACGGAAGAAGGUCAAGGGAAGUUGGGCUCUUGGGCUGCCAAUGUGCCGGCAGUUCAGUUGGAAGAGCCUCCCGCAGACGUGCCGGAAGAGAAUCCAGAGCUAAUCUCAUUUGCUGAUUCGAUAACAAUUUCGGUGCCAGAGAAGCUGCGGGAAGAAUACAAUAGCAAGACGAUGCCGCUACUUGGAUCCAGACAUGAUUGGCUGAUUGACUUUUCAGACGACGAUGACGACUACUACUACUACGAAGACUACGACGACGGGGCUGACGAGGGUCCGAAUCUGAGCACGCCACUUGCCGACUUGCUGGGUUAA
Ustilaginoidea virens is the source of this 2805-nucleotide messenger RNA. RefSeq lists its product as uncharacterized. Gene Ontology annotation, cellular component: nuclear RNA-directed RNA polymerase complex. Gene Ontology annotation, biological process: regulatory ncRNA-mediated heterochromatin formation. Gene Ontology annotation, molecular function: helicase activity. The transcript is spliced from 5 exons. NCBI's taxonomy places the organism in Eukaryota, Fungi, Ascomycota, Sordariomycetes, Hypocreales, Clavicipitaceae. The record is from RefSeq and is a predicted model, not a curated record. The coding region runs from base 1 to 2805 and encodes 934 amino acids.